Messenger RNA from Caenorhabditis elegans, 1556 nucleotides. RefSeq names its product WD_REPEATS_REGION domain-containing protein (gene swan-1). Bases 27 to 1193 code for a protein of 388 amino acids. Lineage: Eukaryota; Metazoa; Nematoda; Chromadorea; Rhabditida; Rhabditidae. The record is from RefSeq and is marked reviewed. The transcript has 6 exons.
AAACUUGUGAACCCUUAUCACCUGCAAUGGCUACCAAUGGUCACGCAGUGAACGGAGAAGCUCAUGUUAUGCAACAAGUCGCACAACAACCAGCUCCACCAGGACCAUUAGCUCCGCAAGGGAUCGGAAGACAGAACGAAAUUGUGAUCGGAGGACGUGAUCGACGUUGUGAGAUCUAUAAAUUCACGUCUGAUCAACAGUUGUAUGCAUCGGCAUGGAGCAACAAAAAUGAUAUCAAAUUUCGACUUGCUGUGGGAACAGUAUCCGACGUGUCCGUUAACCCAUGUGCCGCAAACAAGGUAUCAAUUGUACAACUAAAAGACGAAACUGGCGAGCUUGUCGAGACGGCGAGCUUUCCAAUGGAGUUCCCAGCCAAUGCAGUCGGUUUUAUUCCGGAUCCAGACAACGUUUACCCUGAUCUCAUUGCCACAACAUCAGAUUGCCUUCGCCUCUGGCGAGUAGUUGAUGGAAAAGUUCAUCCAGACGCAGUUAUGAUCAAUAAUACUAACUCACAAUAUGGAUCAGCUUUGACAAGUUUCGACUGGAACGAGCUGGAGCCGAGGUAUAUUGGAGUUUCCAGUGUAGAUACGACUUGCACAAUUUAUGAUGUUGAGGUUGGUUGCGCAAUUGGGCAGACCAAGCCGACAGCUCCAUUCACACUCAAAACACAACUGAUUGCUCAUGACAAGCCUGUUCACGAUAUCGAAUUUGCUAAAAUCAAUGGCGGUCGUGAUCAUUUUGCAACUGUUGGAGCUGACGGAAGUGCCCGAAUGUUUGAUCUUCGACAUUUAAACCACUCGACAAUUGUCUAUGAAGAUCCAAACAAGGAGAAGCUUCAAAGACUGUCAUGGAACAAACAAGAACCUUAUUUCAUGGCUUUAUUUGCCGAGAACAGUCAAGAAGUUCAAAUUCUUGACAUUCGUAUGCCAUGCAACAUUCUCUGUCGACUCCGUAAUCACACUGGACCAGUGAACGGAAUUGCAUGGGCCCCACACAGUCCACAUCACAUUUGUACUGCUGGAGACGAUUCACAAGCUCUGAUUUGGGAUCUGCAGCAGGUUCCAAGACCCGUUGAUGAUCCGAUUCUGGCUUAUUCGGCUGGUGGAGAGGUCAAUCAAAUUCAUUGGGGUCCUGUACACAGUAACUGGAUUGCAAUUUGCUUCAACAAAACUCUUGAGAUUCUUCGAGUUUGAGCAGAGGAUGUGCGUUCUGUUUGAGAACUAACAAAAAUUUCUCACAUUUCUCAAUUAACGUUAUUUUCCAUUUCCUGUUAUGUUUUUAUGUUUUUAAAUUAUAAUUUUUUGUCAAUUGCUCUGAUUUCAAGUCACUUUCUCCGCCUUUGUUGUGAACAACUUAUUUGAAUUAAUUCCAAAGCAUCAGUAUGAUGAUUCACGAUCUCUUUCAAACCUCAAUUUUCUCACGCCAACACACAAUUGUUUUAUCCACCCGAAAAUUAUUGUUUUAUAUCCUAUUUUUUUCCAUUUUCCAUUGUGAUAAGGUUACAGGAAACCCGAAAAUUUUUUAAGGUGGUUUCAAAAAAAAUUUCAGAAAUUGUA